Molecule: messenger RNA, 3615 nt
Organism: Tarenaya hassleriana
Lineage: Eukaryota; Viridiplantae; Streptophyta; Magnoliopsida; Brassicales; Cleomaceae
Product: disease resistance protein At4g27190
Exons: 1
Coding region: 239-3199 (986 amino acids)
Molecular function (GO): ATP hydrolysis activity; ADP binding
Source: RefSeq, a predicted model, not a curated record
UGGAAUGUGUUUGUCGGGUUUUAUGGGUUAGUACAACUCAUUUAAAUUUUGUUUGUUUGUAACCCGACCCAAAUAAUUUGACAAGUCUAACCUCAAGUAAACUCCUCCAACAAAUGCUUUGAACAUUCAAGGUCUUUGCAUUCUUUUAUGUGGUGUUUAUCAUUUCAAAGUCAACGUUUGAAGAUUGAUGAUCUGAUCAUCCGCUUGUAAGUCUUGUUUCUUGAAUCAUCUUUUUGCUAUGGAAUUGUUGAGUUCGAUCUUGGGCUCAAUCUUGGCCGACACAACUCGGGCCAUGUGCGGAGCAAUCUCUUCUAGAGCCAUUCAUACAAUCAGAUUCAAGUCAAACCUCACAUCUCUGAAGAAUGCAUUGGAUAGGCUGAUGGAGGUUGCGUACAAAGUGGAUAAGACCCUUGAAACAUUGGAGAUCACAGGCAGAUCAUUGCAGGUUCAGCUGAGGAGAUGGCAAACAGAUGUCCAAGAAAUUUUCAACGAAUCUUCUUCCUUUCAGGAGAAACAGUCUAUUUCAUGUGCUUUGUCUUGUAGGAAUGGUAAGGAUCUUGUAACCAUUCUCGAGAAAGUUGAAACCUUUGAGAAGUUAGGCAAACAUCUAAUCGAAACAUUUCAUGUGGAUGGUUCAAAUGAAAGAGUUGAAUAUAUACCUGGACCUUUCAUUCAAAAUCAAACAAUAACAUCACAAAUGUUGGCAAACAUUAUGGAUAUUUUGAAGAGUGAAAAGGUUCAAAAGAUUGGGAUUUGGGGUAUGGGAGGAGUUGGGAAAACGACUCUGGUCACUGCGUUGAACAAUAAGCUUCAUGAAGAGGUUGGCAAGCAACCAUUUGGUAUGGUGAUUUGGGCAACUGUGUCUGCAGAGUUCGACUUGAGAAGGGUCCAAAUGCAAAUUGCAGAAAGAUUGGGGAUGGUGAUCAAGUUGGAAGAAACAGAUGAGAAGCUGGCAAGACAGAUUCAUCGGAGACUCGAAAAAGCCUGUAACUUUCUUCUGAUUCUCGAUGAUGUUUGGAAACCCAUUGACCUAAACCUUCUGGGCAUUCCACAGAUGAAAGAACACGAGGCUUCAAAGGUCAUUUUGACUUCUCGGUUCCUGGAGGUUUGCCGGAGCAUGAAGACAGAUGUUGACAUCAGAGUGGAUUGCUUAGAUGAAGAAGAAGCUUGGCAAUUGUUUUGCCAAAACGCUGGGGAAGUAGCAAGUUCUGACCGUAUUAGACCACUGGCGAAGGCAAUUUCCCUUGAAUGUGGUGGAUUGCCUUUGGCUAUCAUCACAGUGGGGACGGCCAUGCGAGGGAAGAAGAUGGUCAAGCUGUGGAAACAUGCCUUGAAAGAGCUAAAGAGAUCAGUGCCUUGGGUCAAGAGCAUCGAAGAAAAUAUCUACCAGCCUUUGAAACUGAGCUACGACUUGCUUGAUGACAAGAUGAAACCUUGUUUCCUCUUCUGCGCUUUGUUCCCAGAGGAUUACUCAAUUGAAGUAACAGAACUGGUGAGGUAUUGGAUUGCAGAAGGAUUCAUAGAUGAGCAGGAUAACCACAAGUAUUCGAUGAAUGAAGGAAUUACCUUGGUCGAGAAUUUGAAGGACGCUUGCUUGUUAGAAGAAGGUGCUCGUGAUGGCACGGUUAAAAUGCACGAUGUGGUCCGUGAUUUUGCCUUAUGGGUCAUGUCUUCCUCCCAAGAUGAUUGUCACUCCCUUAUCGCAUCUGGCAUGGGCUUGAUUGAGAUUCCGCAAGAAAAGUUUGUUCCUUCUAUCCGAAGAGUGUCUUUGAUGAAUAACAAGCUUGAAAGGCUUCCUGAUUGUAGUGCAGAGUGUGAAAAAGUCUCUGCCUUUCUGCUACAAGGUAACUUUCAGCUCCAAGAAGUUCCUGUAGGUUUCUUGCAAGCGUUUCCAGCUCUGAGAAUCUUGAAUCUAAGUGGGACACAUAUAAAGGCAUUGCCUUACUCCCUCAGUCAGCUUCAUAACCUGCAUUCUCUCAUCUUGAGGGACUGCUAUUACCUAGAAGAAUUGCCUUCCUUAGAAGCCCUUACAAAACUUCAGCUUUUGGAUCUCUGUGCCACUCGUAUAAAGGAAUUCCCGAGAGGGUUAGAAGCAUUGAGUAGCUUGAAACUGCUUGACCUUUCUCGAACACAUUAUCUCGAAAGCAUUCCCGCUGGAAUCAUCUCCAAGUUAUCGAAUUUAGAGGCUCUAGACAUGACACUGAGCCAUUACCACUGGGGCAUCCAAGGACAAGUACAAGAGGGGCAAGCAACACUUGAUGAGAUCACACACCUUCAUCGGUUACUGGUUCUUUCCAUCAGGGUUGUGGGCAUCCCCUCUCUCUCCCCCGAAAACAUCUCCUGGAUCAGAAAGUUGAAGAAAUUCCAACUCUUUAUUGGCCCAACUGCAAACUCCUUACCCACUAGACAUGACAAAAGGAGGGUAACCAUAAGUAGUCUCAAUGUCUCAGAAGCAUCCAUCGGGUGGCUACUUACUAACGCAACCUCUCUAGUUGUGAACCAUUGCUGGGGUCUUAAUGCAAUGCUUGAAAACUUGGUAAUCGAUAUCGAAAGCACGAGUAGCUUUGAUGUCUUGAGGUCACUGACAAUUGAGAGCUUUGGCAGCAGCUUAAGGCCUGCUGGUGGAUGUGCAGCACAACUUGAUCUCCUCCCUAACCUCGAGGAACUCCAUCUGCGAGGUGUCAACUUGGAAACCACUAGAGAACUGGUUGGUCAUUUGGGGUUGAGAUUCGAGUCGCUGAAAUUACUUGAAGUCAGCAGAUGCCGGCAGCUCAAAUGCCUGCUCUCUGUGGGGAAUUUCAUAUGUUUCUUACCAAACCUGCAAGAGAUACGGGUUAGUUUCUGUGACAAGUUGCAGGUGCUGUUCGACUAUUAUCCUGAGAUAGCUCCAGCUUCCAUCGAACCUGUCGUGCCCAAUCUGCGUGUCAUAAAGUUGACAAAUCUCCCGCAGUUGACGAGACUAUGUACCGAGGAAGAGACAUGGGGAUGCCUGGAACAAGUGGAGGUCAUCAAAUGCAAACUUGUCAAGAGACUACCCAUUAAUUCCAAGAAUGCUCAUAGAGUCAAAGAAAUAAGAGGAGAGCCAGACUGGUGGAAUAGCUUACACUGGGAUAACACCAACACUAAAACAACCCUCCAGCCACGUUUCAUAUCCAGCACUUCUGAUGUGUUCGGCGUUCACGAUUCAUCUUGGAAAUAAACCUGGUUUUGUUGUGAUAACAAUUGAUUUGCCUGUAUCAUCCUUGUAAAGUUUUCCCUCAUUGAAGUUUCUGGAUAAUAAUCCUGAACCAUAAGCCAUUGAAAUGAUCCUUCUUUUCUCUCUCAACAGGUGCGAGAUCAUUAGACAGAAGAAGUAAGUUUUUUUGUCAGACCAAUGGUGACAUCCUAAAAAGCUCUGAAAAUACAUUUCCUGAUGUCUGGAACAGGUUGCCAUCUCCUGGCAAAGCCAAAAGAAUCACAGAAAUGAGAGGAUGUCAAAAUGGUAAAACAGUUUGUCUAGUUACGACAAGAGCACAAUAACUACACUUCGGCCUUGUUUUGUUCCACCUACUUCAUGUUUGAUUCGGAGCACCCGACCCAUUCCAGCUUCUAUAUAACUGUAAAUUAGCUCACGGG